AGAAACCGACCCAUUUACCCACCUCCGCUUCAUAUCCUCGCAGUAGCCAAAAGCCUUCUUCUUCCUCUUUCCACUCAGCGUCAGCGGUUGAAGCAUUUUGAUCAGCGACACAAUAUCAAUUUCUUCUAUUUUUUCUUUUUUCUUUUUUUUAAGGAAUUGUCUUUUACACAUUAUAUGUCCUAGACAAACAAAUUGAAAUUCUUUCUUCACAUUUCCCGAAGGUUAAAUAUAUAUAUAUAUAUAUAUAUAUAUAUAUAUAUAUAAUAUUUAUUGGUGCGAUGGUUGAGCGGAAACUCUUCAAGACGAAGCUAUGCGUGCUUUAUCAGAGAGGCCGAUGCACGCGCCAAACUUGUUCCUUUGCCCAUGGAGAUGCGGAGCUUCGGCGUUUUGCUGGCUCUUUUCAUGGAAGGCGUGAAUAUCGAACUGAUGACUUGAGAGAUAAGCUUGAAAGAAGGCAUUCUCCAAAGCGAAAGUAUUCAGCAGAGAGAGAUGGAAGAGGCCGUAAUACUGUUCAUGCUGCAGAGCAUAGUCCAUCGAAGUCCCUUGAGAAAGAGAAAGACAGAAAGCGGAGGAAAAAACAGCUUUUAGAUGGCCAAAGUGAUAUUUCUGGAAGUUUGAGGAUCACAAAUGGGACUGAAGAUCAGGCUAAAGAAGGAAAAAUUACAACUGAAACUGAGCCCCGAGGUGCACUUGUGGAGCAGUUAAAGAAAGUGCGGUUAGAUAUCAACAAGCUUGAUCACCACAGAUCUCAACUAGAGGUCUACCUGGAAGAAAAGGUUCAAGAAGUUGAUAGUCUUACUUCUAAAAUUCAGGAGCUUGAGGAUCAAUUAUACAAAGAGAAAGAGGAAAGUAAAAGGAUCUUGUCAAAAAUAAAUAAGUUUGUCAAAGCACAUAAUCGCUGUUCACGGAUACAAGAUCAACUAAAGAGGUCACAGCUCCGACUUGGUAAGUUGGGAGAUGAGCUUGGCUCAGAUAUAAAUAAAAUUGGUGCCAAUGAAGAGGAUUCAUGCAUCAACAUUGUCAGUGAUGAAGAAACAACUGGUUUUCCUGUCAGUCCACGUAAUGACCAGCAGGAUGAUGCUCCUCCAACCAACAAAAGGCUAGAUUUUAGUUGUGGUUCUGCCAAAGAAUCAAAACAAGUGGUAAAAGCAGAUUUGACAAAAAGCGGUAAUAUAGCUGCACCAGUGAAAUUGAAGAAGCCUUCUCGGUGGAGUAUACCUUCUCAAUCUAAUGAUGAGAAGGAGACUCAGGCAGUGGAUGGAAGAAGUGGCUGGUCAAGGCCAUCUGUAUCUAUUGAAGGCAGGCAUGAGAGGCGAAAGACUCUGAGCAUCCUCUCUGCUGAGAAGUUGAAGAGAUCAGAGACAGGGCUUGUAUUACCAUCAACCAGCAUGGCUGCUCAUGCGGUUGAUGAAGAAGUUGACAUUGAACUGGAGGAUAAUAUUAGGGCUGAGACUGCUUCAACAAGAGCUGAGAAGGGAGCUACAUACGAGAUCAUGGGCUUGCCAUUUCCACUUCCCCCACCUCUUCCCGUCCUCAAAAAUAAUUAUUCAAUGUAUAAGGGCAACGAUGAGAAUAUUGACGUGGAUGGGAUUGAGGAGGAGAUGGUGCAGGUGGAUAUUAUUUAAUAUGUGAAAUAGUAGUUUUUUUAUUACUAAAUUUCGUAAAUGUUUUGCUAGAGCGUUUUCUUAAUUUGAUUUGAGAUAGUGAAACCUAGAUGUUGGUUGACAAAAAAUGUACAAAAACUUAAUAGCUCCCUCCUGGAUGUGUGCAUUUUAUAUUUGUGAUAUGGUUUUUUUGGCAUGAUUAAGAAUUGGGGUUUUCAUGAGAGCAUAAAUUUGGGGAGCA
Molecule: messenger RNA, 1845 nt
Organism: Ziziphus jujuba (common jujube)
Lineage: Eukaryota; Viridiplantae; Streptophyta; Magnoliopsida; Rosales; Rhamnaceae
Product: zinc finger CCCH domain-containing protein 13
Exons: 12
Coding region: 279-1625 (448 amino acids)
Molecular function (GO): metal ion binding
Source: RefSeq, a predicted model, not a curated record